Molecule: messenger RNA, 1776 nt
Organism: Amaranthus tricolor (Joseph's coat)
Lineage: Eukaryota; Viridiplantae; Streptophyta; Magnoliopsida; Caryophyllales; Amaranthaceae
Exons: 6
Coding region: 1-1776 (591 amino acids)
Source: RefSeq, a predicted model, not a curated record
AUGAGAUUGCACAACUUGAAUAGAAUGAUUAGAGAAAGUGACACUUUGUGUAGGAACUAUCUUCGUAUAAAUCGAUACACAUUUGGUGUACUUUUAGAGAUGGUUAGAGAUAUUGGUGGAUUAAAUGAAACAAGAAACACAUGUUUGGAAGAGAUGGUUGCGGGUUUCUUGUACACAUUAGCUCACCAUAAGAAAAAUAGAAUGAUGGGUGCACAUUUUUAUAGAAGUGGAGAAACUAUUAGUAAACAAUUUCAUGCUUGUUUGUUAGCAAUCUUAAAGUUACAUGCUAUUCUUCUUAAGAAACCAACACCAAUACAAGAGGAUUGCAACGAUGAAAGAUGGAAAUAUAUCAAGAACUCAUUAGGUGCCCUUGAUGGUACAAUGAUUCUAGUGAAUGUUCCUUGUGAUGAUCGAUCCAAAUAUCGGACUAGAAAAGGUACCCUUGCUAUGAAUGUAUUAGGAGUAUGUUCACCCGAGAUGGAAUUUAUAUAUGUCUUACCUGGUUGGGAGGGGUCGGCACACGAUGGUCGGAUUCUUCGAGAUGUUAUUUCUAGGCCUAAUGGGUUGAAAGUUCCAAAAGGUAAUUUGAUUGACGGAAGAUGGGGGAUUCUUAGAAGUCCUUCUUGGUUUAGUUUACAAACACAUGGUCGAAUUGUACUUGCUUGUGCUUUAUUACAUAAUUUGGUAAAGAGAUACAUGCUUGCAGAAUUUGAUGAUGAGGACUUGUUUGAGGAAAAUGAUAGUGAUUAUAAUGAUGGUGAUGAUAAUGAUGGUGAUGAUAAUGAGGAAGAUGAUGUGGAGUACAUAACCUCCGUUGCUGUAACCGAUCCAUGGACGAAUUUUCGAAAUAGAAUGGCCCAAUAUAUACUUAGGAUGGAUGAAAGUAGUGCUAGUGGAGGUGGAAGGGGAAAAAACAAACGAUUUUGGACUGCCCAAGAAGAUAAGGCUCUAGUGGAAGCAUUGUCAGAGUUAGCUGUUGAUCCUCACUGGAGGUGUGAAAAUGGAUUUAGAAGCGGCUACAUGGUUCGCUUAGAGGAGCUCAUAGGUAAGGCUCUUCCUGGUUGUGGUUUGAAGGCUCUGCCACACAUUGAUUCUCGACUUAAGACACUUGUAGCCAAGUUUAGGGCUAUUUCUCAAAUGUUAAAUACAAGUGGAUUUGUCUGGGAUGAUGAAAAAAAAAUAAUUUCUAAUCAUCCGAAUUGCAAAAACUUGUUUGGAGUUUCAUUUCCGCACUUUCAUGAACUCAUGAAUGUUUACGGCAAGGAUUAUGCUAUUGGAAAACCAGCUGAAGAUUAUGUUGAAGCAAUCAAAAAUUUGCAAAAUGUUGCCCCUCCACAAGUUACACUUGAUUCAAGUGAUGAUGAGGGAAUUGAUGCUAGUGGUAAUGCCACUCAAACUGUUACUUCUCCUCCUGCCAAAAGGAUGAAGACUGAAAAAACUUCUAAAAGAAGUAAGAGAGGAAAUGCUGGUGAAGGUAGUUCUAAUGAGUUGGCUAGCUUACAAGCAUUCAUGAAAGACAUGAAUGUUCAUCUUUCAACUAUGGCAAAUGUGAUGGCUCGCACUGAUGAUCGUGAGCAAAAAAUAGUUGAACAGACUGAGAAAGUGUUAGAGGAACUACUCUCUUUUAAUUUAGAAGGUGUAACUCCUAACCAAGUUUUUGAAGUUGCUAACAUUCUAACCUCACAACCAAACAAGCUCCUCAUAUUUUCAAAGUGUCCCGACGCUUUGAAAAGUGCUUAUGUUAAGAGUCUUCUUGGAGGAAAUAGUAAUGCUUAG